Hyalella azteca is the source of this 1174-nucleotide messenger RNA. RefSeq lists its product as uncharacterized. Bases 20 to 907 code for a protein of 295 amino acids. The transcript is spliced from 2 exons. Lineage: Eukaryota; Metazoa; Arthropoda; Malacostraca; Amphipoda; Hyalellidae. The record is from RefSeq and is a predicted model, not a curated record.
CCGUCCGACAGCAAGCAUCAUGGAAGCUGGCAAAAUUACCGCUGUGCUUCUGCUGACAUUCGGUCUGUGUACUGGGCGGCCGAUCGACCAGCUCGGUGUCCGCUCCCCAAUAAAAAACAGCCCCUACAGACCUACUAGGCACUUGGUUCACGAAUCCCAUCAGAUCUAUCCUUUGAAUAUUCAGAAGUUUACGUCGUAUCAUACCGUGCCCGUCCCCCAACGCAUAUAUAUUGACGGACCGAGCUUCGACUCCUGGGAAUAUGAUUCCCCCGAACAGUUCGAUGACGAUUUCUCCGAUGAGAGAUUCCGAGAUUUUGGGCAUCGACGAGUCGUUCGGGCAGUCGAACCUGAAGGCAUCGAAGUCCUCGCUGACGACCUAAUCGCUGAUGCCGAAGGAAAACAUGUCGGCACCGAACUCCACGCCGCUAAUGCCGAAUACCACACCAAUGAAGCCAAAGGCCUCGCCACUGAUGCCGAAAACCUCGCCACUGGUACUGAAGGCCAAGCCGGUGAAGCAAGAAAACACGCUGCCGACGAUCAGCCGGCCGACGCCCAAGGGCGCUUCUUUCUUGGCAAACUUUUCGGAAACUUGGGCAUUACUGCCAACUUCGACGGAGGGUACAGUAACCCGUACGGCGGAUACCACAGUGGACUAUAUGGUGGACAAUAUGAUGGAGAUUACGGUGUGAUACAUGGCAGACCAUAUGGCGGACAAUACGGCGGACACUACGGAGGACAAUAUGGUGGUGGACAAGUAGUGACCAGCAAGAAGGAGUACGUCUCCCAGUCCCACUCCCACACCGGGUACGACAACUACAACAACUACAAUCAUGGUUACUAUGGAAGCAGUCCCACUCUGUACCGCGAGAACUAUCCCAUUUACGGAAAUGGAGGCUAUGGCUGGUAAAAUUAUAUUUCUAGUGUUCAUUUAUCUUACCCCACAAUUGAAGAAUCAAUUAAUUAGUUUUCAUUUCGUAAAAAAACAAUGUACCGAAUACUAGCCUAUAUAGGACGACCCAGAGAGUUGGAUCUCAGUGUGCAAUGUGACGUACAAUAUUACGGGCGAUGGAGGGAGAAUGAACAGCGGUAUAAUUUUUGCUACCGUCUUGACGCCGGAUAAAUCUCAUUUGUGUGUAUUAUUAUGUUAUGUUAUCAAUAAACUGAUCCAAAGUCA